Seminavis robusta is the source of this 847-nucleotide messenger RNA. The record is from the annotation of a GenBank genome assembly. NCBI's taxonomy places the organism in Eukaryota, Bacillariophyta, Bacillariophyceae, Naviculales, Naviculaceae.
CAAAGCUGCGAAAGCUGUGAAAAAACAAAAGGCCAACGAAGUCCAGCUCUGGAUGGAUGGAUGGACGAGGAGGAGCGAUGAUGAUGCGGUGCAAGCAUCAAGCAGCUUGACCCGACGCCCGACACCCCGCCGUUGAUGUCUUCGUCGCCUUGGGCUUCAUCAACCAACCAUACCCUCCCGACGGUCCUAAUACCAGGUACCAACACUUAUCCCACAAGCUUGCAAGAUGUUCCCCAUAGCUCUGCGCCGAGGCGCUCAUUCCACAAGACACUGUGCCACCACCGCUUUGGCACAACGACAAUUUCAUCAGGGCAGACCUCUCUCGAAGAUUGGGUGGGUGGAGGUUGUGGAUCGGCGCUUUGAUCCGAGAACUAAAAGCUGGAAACACGAAGAUCCGGAGAUGGUGGUUGGGAGAAUCCAAGUGGAAGUCAAUUCCAAAGGAGACGAGAUUCGCACGUUCAAGUCGGAUCGACACACGAAGCCUACCACCUAUAAAAAGGAACUCAACAACCAGAUCGCCUAUGACCGCAAGAAGAAACAAGUAAUGGAUCUCAUGAAGUACAUUCAUUUUGUCAAGGAUCACAAGGACAAGGAUAACUGGUAGUGAUCAUCUGUUUAGAAGGAAGGUCUCACGUCUCACGAGAUUAUUAUCGAGUGCUAGUCUCGUGCUCAAACCAUUGCUUGGACCGUCUGCCCAAUUAAUUGAUUGCUCAAAUUGAUUGCUCGUGUGACACACAAGUCCUUCUACCUCCAUCUGGCCGGCAAGCUCCAAGGGAAAACCUCCUUUGCUUUUCCCUCCCGAGUGGCUGACGGCCAUGCCCCUGUUUUCUCUAGCUUUGGUUUUAUU